This is a messenger RNA of Dibothriocephalus latus, 372 nucleotides long. The record is from the annotation of a GenBank genome assembly. Lineage: Eukaryota; Metazoa; Platyhelminthes; Cestoda; Diphyllobothriidea; Diphyllobothriidae.
UGGACGACGAUGACGCUACGCACUCGGGUUCCCAUAUGGGCCAAGCGGCCAGUGGAUCCGAGUUGGCCAGCGGAUGCUUCGCUCACCAGUUCCACCCCUGCGAUCACCCGGGCAGUCGCUUCACUGGAUGUCGCUGUCGAGGCCAAUGCAACACGCGUCUCUGUCCGUGCAUGCUGGCAGUCCGUGAGUGUGAUCCGGAUCUCUGUCUUUCAUGUGGAGCCGGGAUCCCGGGCCAACCCCUUUUGCCAUCGGAUCCCGAGAAGAAGUCCUGCACUGAUGUGGCUGGCAACUCAAACAGCGCUGAUACGAAUACUCCCGGUCGAUUGCCGAUUGCACCGGGCACCACUUGCCGCAAUGUAGCAAUUCAGCGCG